AACCGACCAGGCAGCGGCGGCGGCUGCCCACCCACCCAUCCACCUACCCACCCCACUCCUUACUGGAUCUCCCCCUCCCACUCCGAAGAGGGGUUGCCCGGAUCGUUCCGCUAUCUUUGUGCGCAAUAAAGAAACCACCCGGAGGCUUGGCCACGGGGAGGCGGCAUCCUCGCCACCGCCCCCCUACUCUCAGCGCACCAGCCUCUCCCGCACCCCUAACAUGCUGCAAUAGGAGCACUCAGCCUCCGGGAAAGAGGGCUGCCUGCCCGGCCAAAGGGGGCGCCGAGACCCGCGCGGAACAGUCCUGGCCGCCUCCCUCGGCAGGAUUGUUAUUCCCAAUAAGGAAUAUAUAUUUUUGGUGUACAGUAUGUGUGAUUUUUCCCACCCCUCCGCCUUAGCCACCCCCUUUCCCCGCUUCAUGUAACUGCUGGAAGCUCCUUUGAUUGAGUAGCUUUGUUUUAAUGAUUAUUUCCCCCCUCCCGGAUCCGGAUCCAGUUUGGAUGUCGCCUUGGACUUGUCAGCAAUGCCGGGCUGGUGGUGGCGGCGGCGGCAGCGGCUCCCGGUUCUCCCGCCGCGUCUGCGCCUCGGCUCGCUCGCUUGCUCGCUCUCCUUUCCCUCCGCGCUGCCUUCGGAUUGGUCUCUCCGCUUUAAAGUGCUGUCCAAGGGUUGGCUGCAGGGCUGCUGAAUAACAGGUGCAGUUUGCUGCUCCGUCGCUUCGGGGAGGAGGAGGAGAAGGAGGUGGGGGGGCAGGGGGGGAAAGAAGGAAAGAAAGCCCAGCAGCCGAGGAAUGUCGCCGCUGCUGCUCCAGCCGCCGCUGCUUCUGCUUGGGGGGUGGGGUGGAAAGGGGGGCAUCUUCAACAUCAUCACCCAAAACCAGGAGCCAGAGGAGCUUGUUUUUCCCACUCCCGCUUCCGUAUGGAGAAAUGGGUUUCGUGAUUGUUGCUGAAUGCGGAUCUCUGGGCUAGGAACGAGAAAGGGGAGACAGAAAAAGCACCACACCAGCCCCAGCACCCAAGGAUCAUCAUCAUCACCAUCGAAGGAGGUGGAUUUUUGGGGACUGCUGUUUUGGGUUCGUGUGGGAAGAAGCGCCGCGGAUUCCUCAUUUUUUUGGGGGGUGGAUAAGAGGGGGGGAAUCGAAGGUAAAAAAGGAGGCUACUUCAGCACUGCUGGAGGAUGGGGAGAGCUCGGCCAUUCCAGCUGAUUCAGCAGCGGUUGUGUGAAUGCGUGUGGAUGUAUAUGUGAUGGCGCGGGGGUUACAGAGCUCUAGGUUGAAUGGGGAAAUGUCCUUUCGGUAACUGACGGCAGCUUCCCCCUCCGUUCUGUGGGAUCUUCUUCUUUCUCCCUCCCCACCCCUCCCUCCCUCUCUCUGUGGCUCGCUCGCUCCCUUUCUCGCCUUUGCGCGCCCCCUCCCUCGCCGCCUUUGCUCCGCAUGCUUCUCGCUCCCCCCCGAUGCCUUUUCUUUCCCCGGGGGGAGGGUGUGCCAGGCCCCUAGGAGGAUGAGCGAAGGGGUCUCCUCUCCUCCGGGUGCCGCAGCUGGUGCCGAGGAGGGGGCGGCGGCCGGAGCCGGUGGUCCCGCGGGCGGCGGCGGCGAUGGGGGCGCCGACCCGGCGGCCCGCGAGGUGCGCUGCAGCGACUGCAUCGUGUGGAACCGGCAGCAGACGUGGCUGUGCGUGGUGCCCCUCUUCAUCGGCUUCGUGGGCUUGGGGCUCAGCCUGAUGCUGCUCAAGUGGAUCGUGGUGGGCUCCGUCAAGGAGUACGUGCCCACCGAGCUGAUGGAUUCCAAAGGCAUCGAGCAGGACCCCUUCUUCCUCUCCAAGCAGCCCACCACGCCGCCCAAAAGCGUGGACACCACCACCACCAGCACGGCCACUACCACCACGUCGAGGACACCCAAUAGGAUAAGUACCCGCCUCACCACCAUGACCAAGGCGCCCACCCGCUUCCCGGGCACCCGGGGCCCGAUCCGCGCCGGCCUGCCGAGAUCCACCACGGCGCGCCACACGGUCGCGCCCCCGACCGUCCUUGCCACCACCACCACCGCUGUCCCUUUCAGCACCACCAUCCUGAUUUCCCGCCCUGCGCCUGGCACCCCUGGGACCCAGCCUCUGCCCAUCUGGCCCACUGCGGCAUACACUACCUCCUCCUACAAGACCUAUCUUCAGGACUCUGCUCCGUCCUGGACCUUAUCCCCCUUCCAAGAGGCCAGCACCACCACCACGCCAGAGGCCAACACCAGCCCCAAAUACCAUACCACAACAUACUCCACUGAACAAUCUGAGCACUUUAAGCCAUGCAAAGAUAAGGAUCUUGCAUACUGUCUCAACGAUGGGGAAUGUUUUGUCAUUGAAACCCUGACAGGCUCCCACAAACACUGCCGGUGCAAAGAGGGCUACCAAGGAGUCCGCUGUGACCAAUUUUUGCCGAAAACCGACUCAAUCUUGUCAGAUCCAACUCACCAUUUAGGAAUUGAAUUCAUGGAGAGCGAAGAGGUUUACCAGCGACAAGUGCUGUCUAUUUCCUGUAUCGUCUUUGGCAUAGUCAUAGUGGGCAUGAUCUGUGCAGCGUUCUACUUCAAAACAAAAAAGCAAACAAAACUUAUUCAGGAACAGCUGAAAGAGACACGAAAUGGGAAAACCUACAGCCUUAAUGCUUCCAGCAUGAUGGCAAAAUCAGAGACCAGGGCCGAAAGCCGAGUCCAGCUGCAAAAUUAUUCAAAGGCAAACAGACAUCCAGAGCCAGUGAUGGAAAAAAUGAUGGAAUCUAGCUUUUCAGGAACUCAGUCCUUUCCGGAAGCCUUGUCUCCUGACAGAGGUAGCCAGGCUAUGAAGCCACACAGAAGUCUCUCUUCAUGCUGCAGCCCAGGUCAACGAACCGGGAUGCUCCACAGGAAUGCCUUUCGGAGGACUCCUCCCUUACCUCGGGGCAGGUUCAAUGGGAUCACAGGACCAGCAUACCAACAACUAGAAGAGUCAAGGAUCACAGAUCAGGAGACAAUACCUUGUCAAAGGUUAUCUACUGGUUUAAAAACACCACAGAAUACUUCAAUAAAUAUGCAACUGCCUUCAAGAGAGACAAGCUCUUAUUUUACUAGCGUGGCUCCAAAGGAUAUGGUUGGCUAUCCAUCUCCACGGGCCAGUUCCGUCCCCAUCAUUCCUUCGGUGGGCUUAGACGAAGCCUGCAUGCAGACACAAAACGUUUCAGACAUAACAGGCAUCAAAUGGUGCAAAAACUCCUAUUCCACUGAACUUGUUAAUGUGAGUGCCCCAGCCAGCAGUUGUCUUAUUGCAGAACAACAAGAAGUCAAAAUAUUGUUAGAAACUGUCCAGGAGCAGAUCCGAAUCCUGACUGACACAAGGAGGUCGGAGGACUUUGCGCUGUCAAAUGCCGACGCCAAGAACAGUACAAGUGAAAACACAGCAUUUCUGCCCAUGAGUCCUGUGGUGAAAUCGGAACAAGAGGCACAGUUUGUCUUAAAAAGUGAAAUGAAAAGAGACUCAGCGUCAGUCAAGUGACUUUGACCGGGGGUGAGGGUAGGGGUGGGGGGUGGGAGGGAUGUACGGAUCUGUGCAUUUGAAGCUUUGCUAAACAGGAAAGAGAGGAAAUUAAAUACAAAUUAUUUAUAUGCAUUAAUUUAAGAGCAUCUACUUAGAAGAAACCAAAUAGUCUAUCGCCCUCAUAACAGUGUUUUUUAACAAAAUAUUUUUUUAAGGGAAAGAGAGGUACCAGGAGGGAAAACAAUCAGAAAUUUUGAUUUAUUUAUUUUUUCUUCCUUUCUUCCAGUUUUCUCCCACCCCCUUAUUCUGUUGUUUCCUCCGGGCUUACAAAACGCAGUUUCACAAUUUUACAGAUGUCCUGUUUAAAGGUUUAGUCUGGCACAACACCUUAGAUGUAUGAAUUUCAGAAGAGUGCUACAUGAGAACUGUUGUUGGGCAUUUUACCAGCACAUCUUCCACUGAAAUGAAUGGGAGCAAGAGCACAGUUACUGUUCUUAUUUCGCUGUUUCAAUGGGGCUCGCUUGGGUGACAGUGGCAUUGUGCCCAGUGCUCCCCCAUGCCUCCUAACCACAAUCCCUUUUGAGUAGUCUGGCUCCCACAGCCUCCACAAUUCAGACCACUGUUUAACACAAGAGUUUUGUCACUGAUCCAGAUUUGUAAAACAAAUCCGAAUGAGCCAUACCAAAAUAUCACUGGAAAUGAAAUCCAACGUGAGUUUGGCCAUUCGUUCCACAAGCAAAACAAACAAGGAAUUCUGAAUGAAGUCAUAGCAGCUUUGCCAGGAUUGCAGGAGGUUGUUGUAAGGGAGAAGGGGAUUUGGAAAUUUAGGUCGUCCUCCAGUGAUGCUUUGCAGGAAUCCAAAAUGGUUUUGGUAAGUCUAGUAACAUUUCUCAGGGGAGUUUAAGCAUAUCCCUAAUGCAAAUAUGUUACUCCCCUGCAAAAACUAGAAUGUGUGACAUCAAGACUUAAAUUCUAGCACUUCAGCAAGUGUGGAUGCUUUAUGGUAUUUUAUUUUUUAUUUUUUAAUACCAGGAGGUUUGAUCCAAAUGAGCACUACUCUAGUAGGUAAAUCUAAGGAUGUUUUCUUCUCACUUCAGCACUCGCUAUCAAUGACUUUUAUUUGGAAACAAUUUCCUCCCCCUCUUAAUUUCAAACCAGAAAAAAAAUUCUACUUGAGAGGAAGGUUACUCGUGGCAGAUACGCAGCCUGUGUGUAUAUUACCUAUUUCAUUUUAUUUUCAAACAACACAACAAAAGCCCACAGCUUAAACCACAUUACGUUUGCCAUGGAAUUUCGAGUAUUGUCAGAAUGUUAUUCUUGGAAGUCAUUUGUGAACUCCAGAGGGACUGCUCAAGUAUGUGCAUACGUGUGCGUUUUAAUUUUAUUAACUCCUUGUCCAGGGGCCUGGAGGAUCUUGUGUGUUUCUGUAUUCGGCAUAUAUAUAUGCGAUUGUCACUUUAAUUUACUUUCAUGUCUAAUAUUCCCAUUCACUUUCAACCUGAUCCAUAACCAAGUGAAGCAUCUUCACUGGACAUGAUCCAAAGUUCCUUUGGGCCCCUCAGAGAGGAAAUGAUCAGUUUGUAUAUGUUAAUUUCCCAUUGUCCAUGUGUAGAGCAGCAUUGGAUGAUAAAAACAGAAAAUUCAGCUCUCUGGCACUUCCUGCUUUUCCGUAUCAUCCUUAGCAAAAGCUGCACAUCUCAUUGUAUGGGACGUGUGCCGGUUUUCCUUCAGGGGUUACAUGGAAAUGGGAAGUAUAAGUCUUGUUCUCCCUGCAAAUUGUAAAAGGCCAGAGCUGCCCUUAGGUUUUCAACCUUAAAACCUGGAUCACACAAUCCUAAGUGUAGGGAGACCCCUGGAUUUGAAUGGACACAUUAGCAGCAAUCUGUCCUCAGAUGCUUCUUUUACACAUCGUGCAAUCCACUGAGCCAAAGUGGUUUUAGAAAAUAUUCAUUGAUAUUAAUGGAGAUCUGGGUGAGCACAAAAUCAGGUCCUUAAAAAUAAGAUAAACUUGCCAGUUGGGGUUUUCCUAAGAACUUGAAAUUUCUUUUGUAUUGUUUUUAUUUAACCACAAACCACAAUAUGGCAUCAGAAUAAAGAACUUGUGUUCAGUAACAACCUAUGUAUUAGUACUUUUUUAUUUUUAAAACAAGAGUAUCAUCUGCUUAAACUGUUUGUACAAAUUACUCUCUAUAGUAAAGAAAAGGAAAAAAAUAGACCAAACAGCCUUCCCUCUUUAAUGAUAGACAUCAUAUUUUCUAAAAUAUAUGCACACUAUAUAGAUGGAAUACAUUAAUACUCUAAUCCACAGCCAGAAUAUUGUUAUAAAAAACUGCAUUACCUUGAUUCCCAAGUUUUCUCAAGAGCCAGGUUUCCAAAAUAGCACAGUAGAUAUGUUCCUGUGAUAAUGAGAAGAAAGCAAUAUUUUACUCCCCGUCAAAUGAACUGGAUAAAGAUGCUUUAAAAAUGCCACUUGUUUUACUUGCCAUUCACAAAUCCCCGACACCAUUCAAAAUCCGUAGACACACAAAUCCCUUUUUUUGUUUUUCCCCAAUGUUGAUGGAAUUGUCCUGUUUACAUAACUUUCUAUGGCUCUAAUCUUUGCUGUGUGUUUUCACUAAAGCGGUAUUUCAGUGCAAACUGACUGAUCUGAUCCAGAAUGGUACCACAAAUUAUACUUUUCCACCAAUGUCAGAAGUUCUCAUAAGAUUGGAUAAAAGGGGUUGGGGUUGGGGUGCUACCCAGAAUCAUAGGAAAAGACAAUGAACACAGAGUUGGCUGUUUUGCUGGAGUGGGGAGCAAACAAAGAACCUCCCCUUCUAACCAGUCUUAAAAAUCUACUGGAAACACACUGCAUGAUUUCUGCUGGAGAAAAAAAACAAAUCUGAUUUUGGCAAUGCCUUUCUUAAAGCAUUCUAUCAUUUUGCCAUCCUCAAAAGGAGGAAGAGCAGAGCAGCAAUGUAUUAAUGGUCAGUUGAUGUGGUUUCUUGGUUUCUUUUUUUAAUUGACAUGAGAGAUGAAGAUCUGAAACGGUGGGAAAUCUUCCAUUUGUGUUAGCAAUGCUCUCUGUAUCCAGCAAAGGAUGUGUGACUGUUAUAUGUUAACUGUUCUAUUCAGUUUUCAGCAUGUUUGAAUAGAGAGACAUUAAUAUUAA
Messenger RNA from Podarcis raffonei (Aeolian wall lizard), 6645 nucleotides. RefSeq names its product neuregulin 3 (gene NRG3). The transcript has 9 exons. Gene Ontology annotation, molecular function: chemorepellent activity. The record is from RefSeq and is a predicted model, not a curated record. Gene Ontology annotation, biological process: nervous system development; animal organ development; intracellular signal transduction. The coding region runs from base 1497 to 3512 and encodes 671 amino acids. NCBI's taxonomy places the organism in Eukaryota, Metazoa, Chordata, Lepidosauria, Squamata, Lacertidae.